UAACUCUCGUGUUAUUUACAUUAUUUCUAACAUAUGAUAUUUUAAUUUGUUUACCAAUCAAAAUAGUAAUGUAAUCGUUUAAGUUAUUAAUACAGUUUAGUAGAGUGGUUAACAUAAUAUAGUUGGAGAUGAGUGUGUAUAGUAGUGAGGAACUCCUGGAUGCUGGAAUUAUUUAUCGAAAUAAAAAAGAACAACUGGAUGUGACUAUAGGUGAUGGAAUGGAGUUACUUAUACGUGGAGAAAAAAAUAAGAAAAAAAAGCCACCAACGAGCAGUUCGUAUAAUUCGUUUGGAAUGCACCAAAGCAGUACGGACGAGAACUAUUACCUAAAGGAUAAAUAUGAAUAUGACACUAGAAGUACUAAAUCUUACGGAAGUCAUGAGCACGAUCCUUACGACAGUGAGAGCCAUAGAGGAAGUAAAAGGAGCUUACAUAAUGCUGAAGAAAAAAAAGAUCCUAGCAAUGAAGACGUCGAAACCAAUCAAAACAUUUUAGGUGGUCAUGAUGGGAUUGCUGCAGAAGAACUUAAUGGUGAAGAAUACAAAGAACAAGGUCCUGUUGAAAUGGUAGAAGACGUAUUUGAGGAAGAAGAAUAUCCCGAAGACUGUUUUCCGCCGAACUGUUAUAAAAAAUUUCCAUUCCUGGCUGGUGAUGAUGAAACGCCAUUUUGGUUAGGGUGGGGACAGCUCAGACUGAAAACAUUUCAACUUAUAGAAAACAAAUAUUUUGAAACUGCUGUGAUUACUAUGAUUUUGCUUAGCAGUUUGGCGCUGGCGCUAGAAGAUGUACACCUCCAGAAACGGCCGGUUUUACAAGACAUUUUGUAUUACAUGGAUCGAAUAUUCACUGUUAUAUUCUUUUUGGAGAUGUUGAUCAAGUGGUUGGCAUUGGGUUUUCGCAAUUAUUUUACAAAUGCCUGGUGUUGGCUGGACUUCAUAAUUGUUAUGUUGUCAUUAGUUAACUUGGCAGCUAUAUGGUUUGGGGCGGCAGAUAUACCAGCGUUCAGGUCAAUGAGAACUCUUCGGGCCUUAAGACCCCUGAGAGCGGUAUCUCGUUGGGAGGGUAUGAGAGUUUCUCUGAUAAAUUUUGUUGCUGCCUUGUUGGGAGCCAGUGGAAUCCAAGCUUUCAAAACUAUGCGAACUCUAAGAGCUUUGCGGCCACUGCGAGCUAUGGCUAGAAUGCAGGGUAUGAGGGUGGUGGUUAACGCGUUAGUACAGGCCAUUCCUAGUAUUUUCAACGUGUUACUGGUGUGUCUGAUAUUUUGGUUAAUUUUUGCUAUAAUGGGUGUACAACUUUUCGCCGGAAAAUAUUACAAGUGUGUUGAUAAUACUGGGAAAACAUUGAACCACGAAAUUAUACCGGAUAAAAACGUCUGUUUAGCUGAGAACUAUAAAUGGGAAAACUCUAAAAUGAACUUCGAUCACGUGGGAAACGCGUAUCUUUGUCUUUUCCAAGUAGCUACUUUUAAUGGAUGGAUGGAAAUAAUGAGGGACGCAGUAGAUUCAAGAGACACGCACGGGAAACAGCCAAUUCGUGAAAUCAAUAAUUAUAUGUAUUUUUAUUUUGUAUUUUUCAUUAUUUUUGGUUCAUUUUUUACUCUUAAUUUAUUCAUUGGUGUGAUCAUCGACAAUUUCAACGAACAGAAGAAAAAAACAGGUGCUUCUCUUGAAAUGUUUAUGACGGAGGACCAAAAGAAAUAUUACAAUGCUAUGAAAAAAAUGAGUUCCAAAAAACCGCUUAAAGCAAUUCCAAGACCAAGGUGGCGGCCACAAUCUAUUGUCUUCCAAAUCGUAACAGACAAAAAGUUUGACAUGCUAAUCAUGUUGUUCAUCGGAUUAAACAUGUUAACAAUGACACUUGACCAUUACCAACAGACCAAACUUUUUACAGAUGUAUUAGAACGUCUUAACCAAAUAUUUAUCGCCAUAUUUUCAACCGAAUGUCUACUUAAAAUAUUCGCAUUGCGAUAUUAUUAUUUUAAAGAGCCAUGGAACUUAUUUGACUUCGUGGUCGUUAUACUUUCCUUAGCGGGUUUGGUGUUAAGUGAUUUGAUAUCCAAGUAUUUUGUGUCACCAACGCUCCUUCGAGUGGUCAGAGUAGCCAAGGUGGGCCGAGUGUUACGUUUGGUAAAAGGAGCGAAAGGGAUUAGAACUCUAUUGUUCGCUUUAGCCAUGUCACUUCCAGCGUUAUUCAAUAUAUGUUUGUUACUGUUUCUCGUCAUGUUCAUAUUUGCUAUAUUUGGCAUGUCGUUUUUCAUGAACGUAGAUAAUCAUGGAGGUUUGGAUGAGGAUUACAAUUUCCGCACUUUCGGGCAAUCGAUGAUACUUCUUUUCAUGCUUUCUACGUCAUCCGGUUGGGACGCCGUACUGGACGGUAUAACGAACGAGGAAGGUUGUGAUAAGCCAAAUUUAGAAAUGGGUAUCACGGGAAGUUGUGGAAGUAGUGCCGUGGGCACGGCAUUUUUACUCUCGUACCUGGUGAUCAACUUCCUCAUCGUCAUAAACAUGUACAUCGCAGUCAUUCUGGAGAACUAUUCACAGGCUACUGAGGACGUUCAGGAAGGUCUUACGGACGACGAUUACGACAUGUAUUACGAGAUAUGGCAGCAUUUCGACCCCAACGGGACCAGGUAUAUUCGAUACGACCAAUUGUCAGACUUCCUAGACAUUCUAGAACCGCCAUUGAAGAUCCACAAGCCGAACAAGUACAAGAUCGUGUCUAUGGAUAUACCGAUAUGCAAAGGCGACCUAAUCUACUGUGUAGAUAUACUGGACGCGUUGACCAAGGACUUCUUCGCGAGAAAAGGCAAUCCCAUCAUCGAGACCGUGGCCGAGAUCGGAGAGAUGCAAACGCGACCGGAAGAGGCUGGAUACGAGCCCAUAAGCUCAUCUCUGUGGCGUAUGCGUGAGGUUUAUUGCGCAACAAUCAUACAGAGCUCAUGGCGUAAGUACGCAGCGGCCGCCAAACAGCAGACGGCAGACGACGACCGCUCCGAUGGAGCUGCUUCGCCAGACGGUCGUGAAACCGCCGUGUUGGUCGAAAGCGAUGGAUUUGUUACAAAAAACGGUCACAAGGUAGUCAUUCAUUCGAGGUCGUCGUCGAAAAGCUCAAGACUCGCCGAUGUCUAAAACCCGACACGAUAUUCGUCCGUAUUGCGAAAACAAUGUAUUUUGUAUGUUAUUAAUUUAUUAUUAUUAUUAUUAUUAUUGAUAUUAUUUAUAAUAAAUUUAUUACGAUUAUUAUUAUGGCAAAAUUUACGAUUGAGGCUUUAAUAUUGUUAUAUUCUUGAUUUUCACUUAACAUUUUUAACACUCUUAUUAUACUACUAUUGGCCAACUGCUGUGAUAUAAAUAUAUAUAUAAAUAUAAAAAAAUAUUUUAUAAUUUGUAGUGUUUAAGGUUUACACAAGAGCUUAAAUAAUUAUUAAGUGAUAUUAUGCGUUUAUUAAGAUGUUAUUUUUUUCCUAUGCAUAGUGUUUUGUAGCCAGCAAUGAAGUUAAAUUACUUGAACAAAACUUCACGGCUUGUACACCAGGUUAAAAUACUUGUAUUAUUAUUGUUAUUAUUAUGUUUAUUAUUUUUAAAUUUCGUAAUUUUAUUAAUGUAAAGUUUUUAAUAUAAAAUACACGAAUACUAUUAUAUAUUUUCA
Aphis gossypii (cotton aphid) is the source of this 3648-nucleotide messenger RNA. RefSeq names its product sodium channel protein para-like. The transcript is spliced from 14 exons. Gene Ontology annotation, molecular function: voltage-gated sodium channel activity; calcium ion binding. Bases 129 to 3128 code for a protein of 999 amino acids. The record is from RefSeq and is a predicted model, not a curated record. Lineage: Eukaryota; Metazoa; Arthropoda; Insecta; Hemiptera; Aphididae. Gene Ontology annotation, cellular component: plasma membrane; voltage-gated sodium channel complex. Gene Ontology annotation, biological process: neuronal action potential; membrane depolarization during action potential; sodium ion transmembrane transport.